Neolamprologus brichardi is the source of this 2011-nucleotide messenger RNA. The record is from RefSeq and is a predicted model, not a curated record. NCBI's taxonomy places the organism in Eukaryota, Metazoa, Chordata, Actinopteri, Cichliformes, Cichlidae.
GUCACGUGACAGAGGUGAUGGUUACUUUGCGGCUGGUGAUGUGACAAGGCAAGCCUGCAGCCACUAGCAGUGGUUAGCGAGUUUGUUGACUUUUACAUUUAUUCAUUCUUUCUCAGAAACAGACAGAUUGCCUGAAAAUGGAUAACAGCGGAAAAGAAAAGGAAGCAAAUGCUUUGAUGGCCGAGGCUGAAAAGAAAAUGAAAUCGUCUCAGUCAUUUUUUGGAGCGUUGUUUGGUGGCUCCUCAAAGCUGGAAGAAGCCUGUGACAUGUUGGUGAGGGCAGCUAACAUGUACAAAAUGGCCAAGAAUUGGUGUGCUGCAGGAAAUGCAUUCUCCCAAGCUGCUCACCUUCACCUGCAGAUGCAGAGCAAACAUGAUGCAGCAACCAACUUCAUAGAUGCUGGAAAUGCCUUCAAAAAAGCAGAUCCACAAGAGGCAAUUAACUGCCUAAACCGAGCUAUUGAGAUUUACACGGAUAUGGGGCGUUUCACCAUUGCAGCCAAACACCAUAUCAGCAUUGCUGAAAUAUAUGAAACAGAGCUUGUGGACGUUGACAAGGCCAUUGCUCAUUAUGAACAGGCAGCAGAUUACUACAGAGGUGAAGAAUCCACCAGUUCAGCAAACAAGUGCCUUCUGAAAGUAGCAACCUACGCAGCUCAGCUGGAGCAGUACCAAAAAGCUAUUGAGAUCUACGAACAGGUUGGAACCCAUGCAAUGGACAGUACGCUCCUGAAAUACAGUGCCAAGGAUCACUUUUUCAAAGCUGCGCUUUGUCACUUUUGCGUAGACCAUCUUAAUGCAAAAGUGAAGGAAUUUGACACCAUUUCUCGGUUGGACCAGUGGCUCACCACCAUGCUUCUCCGUAUCAAGAAAACCAUACAGGAUGAGGAGAGUGACCUUCGCUGACUUGCCUCUCCUGUUAUUCUUUAAGCCCUAAAAAAAUGACUUGCAUCCUUGUUUUUUUGCCUUGAGCCUCUCACUUCCAUUUAGCAGCAUUGUUAAUUGUUUGACCAUUAGCCCUUGUAUUCACAGAUACCAUUUCUUUCCUGCAGUAUUCUCUCAAAUUCAAUACAGUACUCCAGAAAUGAUGGUCCUUUUAGGUAUGAACACUACCCUUCUGAGUGCAGGCUUCACACAGUAUGUAAAUUGUAUAUUAUUAUGAAUCAGGUAUUGGCCCAGAAAUAGUUCAGCUGUUCAUAAUUGGGCUGCAAUACCAAAAACUCAUACCAGCACAAUUGUAUAAUAAAGGUUUUAUUUUUAUCUUCAUUUCAAUGAGAACAAAUGAGAGGACACAAACUCACUAACACUUCAAGCAACUAUAUAUAUCUAUAUAUAUAUAUUUCUAAAAUGUGCUUUAGAAUAAACUAACCAAAAUGCCAAUAUUGAUAAAGGCACUCAAAUUUGCUUUUGUGAUUUUGAAUGCAUAUGUGUACUAUUUUGACAAAGGAGAGCGCCUCUAAUUAAACAGUGCUUGAUCUCAGCUGCAGAGGCCAAGAGUGUCUGUCUGAGGUUUUUCCAUUGAAUAUAUACCCCCUCUGCCUUAUGAUGCAAAUUUCUCAGGAUUUGGACUUGAUUUGAGGAAGAUUUAUGAAACAUGCUUUUAUAAGCAUAAGUAAUUAAUUUGCUAAUUGUUGUCAUCACUUCCAUUAAAAGUGCUUUUAUUCCAUAAAAGGUGAUGGAUGCCCUUCACCUCUGUGAACAUUUGCAUGGUUUGGAAUACAUGAGAAAUGUAAAACAGCUGUUUUCCAUCUGUGUAAGAGUGUAAGUGUGUGUGUGUGUUUUGUUUUCCUUUCUUAAUCUUUGACUUGUGUUUUCUUGUCUUAAGUAACCAGGCUGAAAAAAUAAAGUUUUUAACGCCUGCAGAGAUGCAAUACAUAAUUGGGGAAAAAAAAGAGCUUUACUGAUCUGAACACUGUGCUCAUGUACCCUGAUGAUUUUGUCAGUGAACAAUUCGUCUUAAAUAAUUUGUGAUGUUUCCUGUCAAACGUUUAAAUAAACCUGUCUCAAUAGCG